This is a messenger RNA of Cyprinodon tularosa, 4938 nucleotides long. RefSeq names its product ATPase family AAA domain-containing protein 2-like. Gene Ontology annotation, biological process: positive regulation of transcription by RNA polymerase II. Lineage: Eukaryota; Metazoa; Chordata; Actinopteri; Cyprinodontiformes; Cyprinodontidae. Gene Ontology annotation, cellular component: nucleus. The record is from RefSeq and is a predicted model, not a curated record. Gene Ontology annotation, molecular function: ATP hydrolysis activity; ATP binding; chromatin binding. The coding region runs from base 260 to 4603 and encodes 1447 amino acids. The transcript has 30 exons.
UUCUGAUAUGAUUUAAAUGUAAAUGUUUUAUCUUUGUUUUUGUUAAAUAAGUCAGCACUUUUUAUGUCAGCGGAGGGUUAAAACUCUUCUCCGCGUAACGCCCAGAUGACGUUUAUGGCGCCAGAAAUCAAGGCUUACGGAGGAGCCAGUUUGUGUCAGCAGAGGAAGGCUGCGCGCUAUUUCUGUUAUGAAGACGUUAGCUUAAACUCGGCCAUAACCGACUGAGGGAUUCAUCUUUUGAGGUGGUAUUAAAGUCAAGAUGGUGGUUCUACGCAGCAGCGGUGGCGUCGGAGCCGAACCGAUGGCUACCGCUCCGAAGAGGAGGUCGAUGGACCUGGAAACGAGCACCGACUUUCUGUCGCUGAUUCCCGCGUCGCAGAGAAAGUCCGCCCGAAUGACCCGAUCCUCUCGGUCCCUGAAUGACAGCUUCAGCAGCCCAGAAAACACCCCCAUAAAUGGUCAUGCGGAUCUGAAACAGGACGAUGGAAGAAGUCUCAGUCACUCCCUACGGAGCAGAGGACGAGUUAAACUGGAAGUUUCCUUUUCUGACAUGGAGCCCAAAACCAGCUCUCCUGUGGAUGAGGACAAAGCUGAGGGCUACUGCACCAGGAAGUCCUCUCGGCUUCAGAGAGAAGCAAAGUCCACAUGCGAGAAGCAGCGAGAAGAUGUUCCAGAUGAAGUGGAGGCAUCAUCCACCCCCAAGAGGAGUCGCUUCAACCUGCAGAGUCGGGGGGUGGAGGAGGAGGAAGAGGAGGAGGAAGAUCACUCGGUGCGAAGAAGCUCCAGAAUCACUAGAUAUAAGCUGGACUCCCGUAAACAGUCUGCGCUCUAUGAUCGCCUCAUCACCAACACCGCUGAAGCAGUCCUCCAAAAGAUGGACGACAUGCAGAAGAUGAGACGCCGACUGAGAAGCAGAGACAGGGAAAAUACAGAAGAGCUUGGUGUCUACAGUUCAGAUAGAAUGAGAAGGUCUCUGAGGACCAGCACUAAGAAUAAUAAAUCUGAAGAGAAGAACCAGGAGGCAGAUGAGGAUGAUCAUGGCGAAGAUGGGGAAGAUGAAGAGGACGAUGAGGAUGGCGAAGAUGAGGAAGAGGAAAACCACCAACGAUACGACUUCCGACAGAGAAAGACGGUUGUUCGCUACCAGGCCCCGUUAGACGAACCCCGGGAGCCCAGGAAACGCAGCAUGUAUUUUAAGGAGCACUCGUCUCCUACCAGACGCAGGUUCAGGUUCAGCUCCACGGCCCCCAGGAGCCCCUAUAACCAAAGGAGAACCAGCAGGAGUAGUUCUGAGAGGAGAAGACACGCCAUCCACAGCAGCGACUCCACAUCAUCGUCAUCUGAUGAUGAGAAAUUCCAGAGGCGACGCAGUAAAAACCGGAGCAGGCCGGUCAACAGGUGUCUGCCGAUGAACCUCGUUAAAGAAGACCUGCUGGGGAUCCAUAAAGACAGGAUGAAGAUCGGAGCCAGCCUCGCUGACGUAGACCCCAUGCAGAUAGACAAAACGGUUCGCUUCGACAGCAUUGGAGGUCUGAGCAGACACAUUUCAUCCCUGAAGGAGAUGGUGGUGUUCCCCCUGCUCUACCCAGAGGUGUUUGAGAGGUUCAGAAUUCAACCACCAAGGGGCUGCCUUUUUUAUGGCCCCCCAGGCACUGGGAAAACCCUGGUGGCCAGAGCGCUGGCCAACGAGUGCAGCCAGGGGGAAAGGAAGGUGGCCUUCUUCAUGAGGAAAGGAGCCGACUGUCUGAGCAAGUGGGUGGGGGAGUCGGAGAGACAGCUACGGCUACUGUUUGAUCAGGCCUAUCAAAUGCGCCCGUCUAUCAUCUUCUUUGAUGAGAUUGAUGGUUUGGCUCCAGUGCGAUCCAGCCGUCAGGACCAAAUCCACAGUUCCAUUGUGUCGACCCUCCUGGCCCUUAUGGACGGGUUGGACAGCAGAGGAGAGGUUGUCGUUAUCGGAGCUACAAACAGGCUGGACUCCAUCGACCCGGCUCUGAGGAGACCCGGUCGAUUCGACAGAGAGUUCCUGUUCGGCCUGCCGGACAGAGAGGCAAGGAAAGACAUCCUGAAGAUUCACACCAGACAGUGGACUCCUCCACCUUCGGAGGCUUUUCUGGAGGAGCUUGCAGAAAAAUGUGUUGGCUACUGUGGAGCAGAUAUCAAGGCUGUUUGUUCAGAGGCAGCUCUAUGUGCCCUCCGGCGCCGCUAUCCACAAAUCUACUCUUCUUCUCAAAAACUGGUUCUGGACGUGAACUCCAUCGUCAUCACCAGCAGAGACUUUAAGUGCGCCAUGUCCAAGAUGGUACCAGCUGCCCAACGUGCGGUAGUGUCUCCAGCUAAAGCUUUGAUACCUGCCAUCCGUCCUCUGCUGAACGCCACCCUGCAGAAGGUUCUGGACACUGUGAGACGCGUCUUCCCACACGCCGAGCAGGGCUUGAAGAGGAAGAGAGGACAAGAUGUGAGCUGUGGGAUAUCGGAUGAGGAUCUGAUGUUCAGUGAGGAAGAAGACUGUGAGGUCUCCUCUCAAGCUCAGAUACAAACCCCUGCUGCCAGCGGCCUCCUCAGUCUCAGCGGGAGCGUGUUGAGUCAGCCCACAUCCUACCGACCACGGCUCCUGCUGGAGGGCCGACCGGGCUCGGGUCAGAGCUCACAUUUGGGCCCCGCCGUUCUCCACGCUCUGGAGAAGUUCACAGUAUACACCCUGGACAUGGCCGUCCUGUUUGGAGCCAGCGCUACAGCCCCUGAAGAAACGUGUGCAAAGAUUUUUGUAGAAGCCAAGCGAACGUCUCCCAGUAUCCUGUACAUCCCUCAUAUUGGACAGUGGUGGGAAACUGUAGGUUCUGCUUUAAGAGCCACUUUCCUCAGCCUCCUCAGCUCCAUCCCUGCCUUCUCUCCUAUUCUGUUGCUGGCCACCUGCAGCCUCCGCUAUGAGCAGCUCAGUAUGGAGGUGCAGGAGUUGUUUCGUGUCGAGUAUGGAGAAGUUUUCAAUGUACCAGCCCCCAGCAGCCAAGAGAGGAGGGACUUCUUUGAGGAUCUGAUCCUCAACCAGGCUGCAAAGGCCCCCGCCUCAAAGAGAAAAGCUGUGCUCCGAGCGUUAGAGGUGCUACCAGUCGCUCCCCCGGCUCCGCCACGUCAGCUGACGGAGGAGGAAAGCAGACGCCUGGAUGAGCAGGAAGAAGACACCCUCAGGGAGCUGCGUCUGUUUCUGCGUGACGUUACAAACCGCCUCUCUCAAGAUAAACGCUUCAAGGCUUUUACCAAGCCUGUGGAUCUAGAGGAGGUUCCAGAUUAUGCUGAAGUCAUCAAGACGCCCAUGGACCUGUCUACAGUCCUCUCCAGGAUAGACCUCCAUCACUACAGCACGGUCAAAGAGUUUCUCCAGGACGUAGACCUCAUCUGGCAGAAUGCCCUCGAAUACAACCCAGACAGGGACCCCUCAGACCGUCAGAUCCGUCACAGAGCGUGUGCUUUGAAGGACACCGUCCACGCCAUCAUCCGAGAAGAACUGGAUGAGGAUUUUGAGAAGAUUUGUGAGGAGAUCAAAGAGUCACGCAAAACAAGAGGUUGCUUUACAACGCGAUACGCUCCCUCCUUCUACCACGUCCUUCCCAAACAGCCCAGGGCUGCUGCAGAAACCAGCGUCCAUGAUGUCAUCCCACAAAACCAGGCGGUUGAAUCCUCUCCUGCAGCAGCAGUGAAUACAUCUCUUUCUGCCGUUACAACUCCUAAAAACACAGCACAUAAGAAGAAGCGUCGGAGAAGUCGCUGGUCUAUUGGGUACAUUGCUAAGAGGAAGCCUUCCUCCUCUCCUCAUGUGUCAAAAGAUGAGGCUCAGUAUGCCUCUGAGGAGGAGGAGGAGUAUGGAGAUGAUGAAGAUGCGGAGAAUCAAGAUGGUGUCGCAGCAAAAGAGGAUCUAAUAGACGCCGGGACAGAACCAGUGAGAGCAGCAGAUCAGGAGGCAGGUGGUGAAGAGGAGUCCAUCCGGCGCGAUGAAGAGACACUAGAAAAGGACGAAGCUGUCCAACAUAAAUCGGAGACGUUUCAAAACGCCAUGGGAGGAGAUGAGAACAUCAAAGGCAUCGCUUGCUGCAGUGAGGAAGAGGAGGAAACACAGCAGCCCACUGCCACAGAAAACAUGAUUACUGGAAACCAGUCAGAGAUGGAAAACAGUCUUUCUGCUGAGGAUCAAAACUGUAAACCAGUGGGUGAAGCAGAGCUGAGCAAACCUGCUGAGCCAAUGGUGGUGGAUGGGGCAGAGACAGCAAUCACAGAAGCAGCAGCAGCUGGCAGGAGUGACAUGGACACCAGUUCAGAGCGAAACGUGAGACGAAUGACCCGAGCCCUGAAGAACACAGUACUGCAGCAGCACAUGGUCCCUGUGGACAAAGCUCUACAGAUCCUCAACGAGGAAAGUCCUCCUCUGGUUGUGGACAGAGACAAGUUACAGGAGCUGCUGGAUAAGGUGGUGGCAAAGACCGAAGGCUAUGAGGUUUACAAGCUGGAAAAACUCUACGCUGUUCUCUGUCAGAGCAUCUACAGACACAGACAUGACUACAAUAAAACCGCAUUGAUACAGGAGUUGGAGAUAGAAAUCAAAGACUUCUGAUCAUUCAGACUGAUUUUGGAGAAAAUAUUGACUUAAUCCUCGUCAUCCAUGUGAAUAUUCAGGCAUUGAUCCUACUUUUAUUGUAGAAAACAAUAGUUAUCUAUAUUUGUUAUUUAGAUGAAGCUUUGUAUUACAGCUUGUUUAUAUGUAAUUAAAGGCUUUUUCACCUGUUAUUAUUAUUGUUUAUCAUUUGUGCUUUCAGAUCUUCUGCACUUGUGAAACUGCAAACUGUAAAAGGAAUACACUGAUGAUUUUAUUUCUCCAUUUUCCUAUGAACCCAUGUUUGACAUUUCACUGAGAGUGGGACUAAAUUAAAUACCAUCUGUGAACCGUCA